Messenger RNA from Cladocopium goreaui, 555 nucleotides. The record is from the annotation of a GenBank genome assembly. NCBI's taxonomy places the organism in Eukaryota, Dinophyceae, Suessiales, Symbiodiniaceae.
AUGGUGUGUGUUGAUGGUGACUUGACCGUCAGUGGAGCACUCCGCUUUUCAGAGACCACCUACUUGGACUCUGCCUCCGGAAAUUUGGAGGCCUAUGUCUCGGGCACUCGCACCCUCUCCUUGACCAGUGAUGGAGGCAUCCUCCAUGGUCUCUGGUCCGCUGACACGGUGGUGUCCCUGUCAGAUCGACGCUUGAAGCGCAACAUCCGACCAUUAGCAAAGGCAUUGCCCAAGGGGCUAGACUCAGAGAUGUCCCCGCUACGAUGGGUGUUGCGUCAGCUCCGCCCUGUGUCCUAUCGAUUUGUGCGAGGAGCGGAUGCCAAGCAUACCCGCUUCGGUUUCAUUGCAGACGAGGUUGAGCAGGUUCUGCCAGCAGUGGUCCAUGAAGUAGAUGGUGCAGAAGGGCCGAGGAAAUCAAUCGUCUACACAGACCUCAUAGCGGUCCUGACCGCUGUAGUCCGCGAUUUCGGAUCUGAGGUUGAGGCCGUCAAGAAGCGUGUGGCUUUGGCAGAAGCGGCUUUGAAUGAGCUAGACCAGAAGGCACCAAUAGUUUGA